Molecule: messenger RNA, 1686 nt
Organism: Diprion similis
Lineage: Eukaryota; Metazoa; Arthropoda; Insecta; Hymenoptera; Diprionidae
Product: probable cytochrome P450 6a14
Exons: 6
Coding region: 52-1590 (512 amino acids)
Molecular function (GO): oxidoreductase activity, acting on paired donors, with incorporation or reduction of molecular oxygen; monooxygenase activity; iron ion binding
Source: RefSeq, a predicted model, not a curated record
UGAGGACAGUUAGUUAUUGUGAAUAAAUUUCUUUGGAAAAGUAUCGAAAAUAUGGCGAUUUUUACCAACUAUUUAUUCGAAUUUAGUUGUAUAGUAAUCAGUAUCGUAUUCGGUUUAUAUCUAUACGUGAAAUAUGUGGCCUUCAAUUACUGGAGUUCGAAAAACGUCGCUCAUCCCAAACCGGCCAUUCCUUUUGGCAGCUUGGGGCCUGUCACCAAAGGAAAACGUUCGAUGGGUCAAAUGAUCGCCGAUGUAUAUGCGGAGUAUAAAAAGAAUCCGGUCAUUGGUGUCUACAACCUGACUUCACCUGCUUUGAUCAUUGCCAAACCUGAUCUCAUACGUUUUGUACUCACCAAGGAGUUCGCGCAUUUUCACGAUCGCGGUGUAUAUUGCAAUGAAAAGAUCGAUCCUUUGACAGGACAUCUUUUUGCGCUGCCUGGGGCUAAAUGGAAGUAUUUAAGGACAAAGUUCACUCCGACAUUCACUGCAAGCAAGAUGAAACAGAUGUUCUUCACUGUUAAGGAAACUUCCGUUCUACUUGCCAACGCGGUUGAGCAAAAUGCGAAGAAGUCUGAAGUUAUUGAAGUCAAAGAACUCAUGGCAAGGUUUACAACCGACGUUAUAGCUUCCGUAGCUUUUGGCAUCAAUUGCAACAGUCUUGAGAAUCCGGACGCCGAAUUUCGGACCAUGGGCAGAAAGAUAUUUGAACCACGACUGGUCAAACGAAUUUUGGGAUUCUUGCUCCCAUCCGUGUUACAGUUUUUCAAAAUUCCUAUCAUUGACGAGACUAUCAGUAAAUUCUUCAUUCGCGCCUUCAGAGAAGCAGUCGAGUAUCGGACUGCCAAUAAUAUUGUUCGAAAGGACUUUUUGGACUCUGUUAUACAGCUGAUGAACAAGGGUUACGUUCAAAAUGACAAUGAUAAGUCAACCGUACCAGCGAAAGAGCUUGACGAUCAGAAAAUUACGCUCAUUCAAGGAGCCGCGCAAGCUUUCGUCUUUUGGAUUGGCGGCUUCGAUACCUCGUCGUCGACUGUUACCUUUUGCCUAUACGAGAUGGCUCUGCAUCUGGAUAUCCAAGACCGAUUGGCCGAAGAGAUAAAUCAAGUCCUACAAGAAUAUGGGGGUGUGACUUACGAGAGUAUCAAGGCGAUGCCCUAUCUUCACAAAGUAGUUUCCGAAACUCUGAGAAAGUACCCGGUUAUCCCGAUGCUCAACCGAGUGUGCGAGGACGACAUUGAGCUUCCGGGAACUGGACUCCGCGUCGAGAAGGGUACCGGGAUACUGAUUCCGGUUCUGGGACUCCAUACGGACCCCGAUAUAUUUCCGGAACCGGAAAAAUUCGACCCGGAACGUUUCGACGAGGAGAAUAUCGCCAAGAGGCAUCCGUACGCUUAUUUGCCAUUUGGCGAGGGUCCCAGGAAUUGCAUCGGUAUGAGGUUUGGUUUACUUCAAACGAAGGUUGGCAUCGUCAGCUUGCUGUCCAAAUACCGAUUCACGCCGUCCUCGGAUUUGAAGCCCAUUGUCAUGGACACAGCAAAUUUCCUCCAGGUCCCCCUACACGGUGUCUCGCUUAGGAUACAAAUGCGAUAAUUUUUUCCAUAAUUGUGAUAAUGUUUAGUGGAAAUUUUGGACGAUAGCUUGUGUAUAGGUAAUGUCAAAGGUGUUUGGCGCUAUAUAGUCACUUCG